Molecule: messenger RNA, 1131 nt
Organism: Penicillium waksmanii
Lineage: Eukaryota; Fungi; Ascomycota; Eurotiomycetes; Eurotiales; Aspergillaceae
Product: sialidase family protein
Exons: 4
Coding region: 1-1131 (376 amino acids)
Source: RefSeq, a predicted model, not a curated record
AUGAAAUUCCUAAAUGUGUUGGCGCUCGCCGCCGCCGCGCAUGCUGCAACCAUCUCUCACUCCAAGUCUCCAAGUGCCGUUAACAAUGUGACCAUUUUCUCGCCCCCUUCCGACUACAAUAUUCCAAGAACACUCUAUGCACGCAAUGAACAGCUUCCCAACGGCGAUCUUCUUGCGACGUGGGAGAAUUACUCUCCGGAGCCGCCUCUGGUCUACUUCCCCAUCUACCGCUCGAAGGACUACGGCAAGACUUGGAAAGAGAUCUCCAAGGUCCAGGAUACCGCUAGUAAAUUCGGACUCCGCUAUCAACCGUUCUUGUAUUACCUGCCGGAGCGCAUUGGUUCUUUCAAAGCAGGCACUUUGCUCUUGGCCGGUAGCAGCAUUCCCACCGAUCUUUCCUCUACGAAUAUUGAUCUGUACGCAUCGAAUGAUGAUGGCCUGACCUGGAAGUUUGUGAGCCACAUCGCAGCUGGUGGAGAGGCUAUUCCAGAUAACGGAUUAACGCCUGUUUGGGAGCCCUUCUUGCUUGCCCGCAACGGCAAGUUGAUUUGCUACUACUCUGAUCAAAGAGACAAUGCAACAUAUGGACAAAAGCUGGUCCACCAAGUUUCAACCGACCUAAAGGAAUGGGGAGAUGUUGUCGACGAUGUCGCCUACCCUACUUAUACCGAUCGACCAGGUAUGCCUAUUGUGACAAAGCUACCGAACGGCAAAUAUUUCUACAUUUACGAAUACGGCUCCUUCUUUAACACGUCAUCUUAUUCGUUCCCUCUCUACUACCGCAUCGCUUCUGAUCCCGAGGAUUUCCUAUCGGCUGAGCACCAUAAGCUGGUUGUGUCAAGCGGCACGAAGCCCACUUCUUCGCCAUAUGUUGUAUGGACCUCGUACGGUGGCAAGCAUGGAACUCUCAUUGCUAGUUCGGGAACGCAGAGUACUCUCUUCAUCAACAAGAACCUGGGCGAGGGUGAAUGGACAGAGAUCGAGUCGCCCGAGGGACACAGCUACACACGUUCACUCCGAGUCUUGGAGGGUAGCAAUGGGCGCUAUUUGCUUGUGAACGGAGCAGGUGUCUUGUCUGGAAAUAGUAACACGGUUACUGCCACAGUGAUGGACUUGAAGGACGUACUUUGA